CUCAGACCUUAUAUAUAUACACAAAUCAGCAGCUGCAGCGUGCGUCUUAGUUUCUGGGUGCUUCCCCUUCUCUUCUGCCUCCUACCCCUCCUCGUGUUAAGCUUCUCUGCACUGAAGCAGCCAUGGUUUCUCAUUCUCCAUCUGAUCAGAACUAUGCCUCAAACAAUACACAGGCCGACACAAGAUCAGAGAAGGAGAAGGCAAUCGACGAUUGGCUUCCAAUAUCAUCUUCAAGAAACGCGAAGUGGUGGUACUCCGCUUUCCACAAUGUCACCGCCAUGGUUGGCGCCGGCGUCCUCGGCCUCCCUUAUGCGAUGGCCGAGCUGGGAUGGGGUCCUGGCGUAGCUGUGUUGAUUAUAUCAUGGGUUGUGACUCUCUACACGCUGUGGCAAAUGGUUGAGAUGCACGAGAUGGUACCCGGAAAGCGCUUCGACAGGUACCACGAGCUGGGCCAGCACGCGUUCGGCGAGAAGCUGGGCCUGUACAUUGUGGUGCCGCAGCAACUCAUCGUUGAAGUGGGCGUGAACAUCAUCUAUAUGGUGACCGGAGGCACGUCGCUCAAGAAAUUCCACGAUGUUGUGUGCAGCAGUUGCAAAGACAUCAAGCUCACCUACUUCAUCAUGAUCUUCGCCUCUGCCCAUUUCGUUCUGUCCCAUCUCCCCAACUUCAACUCCAUCUCCGGAGUCUCUCUGGCUGCAGCCGUCAUGUCUUUGAGUUACUCUACUAUUGCUUGGGCUGCUUCUGUCCACAAGGGCGUGGUGAAGGAUGUGGAUUAUGGGUACAAAGCAAAGAGUACGGCAGGAAAAGUUCUCAACUUUUUUAGUGCCCUGGGCGAUGUGGCUUUCGCCUAUGCCGGUCACAACGUGGUGUUGGAAAUUCAAGCCACAAUCCCUUCCACGCCGGAGAAGCCUUCCAAGGGGCCUAUGUGGAGGGGAGUGAUUGUUGCCUACAUAAUUGUGGCCUUGUGUUACUUCCCAGUUUCUCUAAUUGGGUACUGGAUGUUUGGGAACAGCGUUGACGACAAUAUCCUCAUCACGUUGGAGAAACCGGCCUGGCUCAUUGCCAUGGCUAACUUGUUCGUGGUUGUUCAUGUUAUUGGAAGCUAUCAGAUAUAUGCAAUGCCAGUAUUCGACAUGAUAGAGACUGUUCUGGUGAAAAAAAUGCAUUUCAAGCCCAGUAGAGCUCUCCGUUUCAUUACAAGAAACAUAUACGUGGCACUGACAAUGUUCAUCGGCAUAACAUUCCCUUUCUUUGGUGGACUUUUAUCAUUCUUUGGAGGAUUUGCGUUCGCCCCAACAACAUACUUUCUACCUUGCAUCAUGUGGCUCGCCAUCAAGAAGCCGAGGAAAUACAGCUUGUCUUGGUGGACUAACUGGAUAUGCAUCGUACUGGGUGUUCUUCUGAUGAUUUUGGCCCCUAUUGGAGGAUUACGGCAAAUUAUAAUCAAAGCAAAAACCUACAAGUUCUACUCUUAAGCAGUAGAUCAUCCAUGCCAAUGCCAAGAUGUGCUGGAGAUCAAAACUCGAGCAGAGAUACAAAGAUGAUGAUGAUGAUGAUUAUUAUGAUGAUCACAUUCAUAAUCGCCUCCACAAAAUGCAUUAUCAGAUUUAUGAAGUAACAAAUAGGAUCGCGGUAGAAUUUUGCUGGAUAUUAUUGCUUGUUUUUGGAAAAUGGGAGUCUUGGCCACGGAAUGACUACCAAAGUUCGCUCUAGGCCUUGUUUUUUUAAUGGGUUUGCCGCUAUUUUACGUUGAAUGGUGUGAAUAUAUAUAUUUGUCACUCUUGCAUUUC
Diospyros lotus (date-plum) is the source of this 1790-nucleotide messenger RNA. Its product is annotated as lysine histidine transporter 1-like. The record is from RefSeq and is a predicted model, not a curated record. The transcript is spliced from 8 exons. Gene Ontology annotation, cellular component: plasma membrane. Bases 123 to 1475 code for a protein of 450 amino acids. NCBI's taxonomy places the organism in Eukaryota, Viridiplantae, Streptophyta, Magnoliopsida, Ericales, Ebenaceae.